This is a messenger RNA of Rosa rugosa (rugosa rose), 366 nucleotides long. Its product is annotated as protein TAPETUM DETERMINANT 1-like. Gene Ontology annotation, biological process: cell fate determination. The record is from RefSeq and is a predicted model, not a curated record. The coding region runs from base 1 to 366 and encodes 121 amino acids. Lineage: Eukaryota; Viridiplantae; Streptophyta; Magnoliopsida; Rosales; Rosaceae. The transcript has 2 exons.
AUGGCCUCCAUGUUUAAGUCGUUCAUUGUCAUUAUUCUUUUGAGUCUGAUUAGCAAAGGGUAUUGUGCUUGCUUGGACAAGAUCAACAUUUUAACUGCCAGAAGUGGAAGAGAGGUACAAGGCCAACCCGAAUGGAACGUAACUGUGACCAACAACUGCCCAUGCACUCAAAAGCUCAUAAAACUGACGUGCCAGGGGUUUCGGACUGCGGAGCCUGUGAGUCCUUCAAUCCUAUCCAAAGAUGGCGAUACGUGCCUCCUCAUCAAUGGCAAUGAACUGCCGGCGGGUAGUUCUGUGUAUUUCUCUUAUGCUUGGGAUCCUCCUAUCGUUUUCUGGCCUGAGGAUUCAGUUGGUGUAGGUUGCUGA